CCACCACCUAUCGGUAGGGGGCGUUGCUCACCGCUUAUAUAUCAGGUGCUCUACAGAUGCGCAUUUUAGUAUACAGGAGCUUCACUCUGUCUUACAUCAUUUCUUUUUUGUAACAUCGUGAGUUCGUGCAAUCCUUUAAAAAAAUGGAAACUGAAGAAGAUGAAAGGGUCGUCAAAAUCAAAGAAGUGUUGAAAUAUUUCCCAGAUUUUCCCAAGAAAGGGGUUAACUUUUGUGAUGUUUUACCAAUUUUACAAAACCCUCCAGUCUUCAAGGGCCUCAUUUCCAAAAUGGUUGAAAUAGUAAAAGAACAUGCUCCAGAUGUUGAACUAAUUGUUGGACUCGAAGCUAGGGGAUUCCUUUUUGGGCCUCUUAUUGCCAACGAAUUAAAUGUAGGUUUUGUUCCUAUUCGCAAGAAGGGGAAAUUGCCAGGACCAACAUAUUCAGUAAAUUACAAACUUGAAUAUGGCGAGGACUCUUUUGAAGUACAAACAACAGCUGUGAAGUCCGGUCAGAAAGUUGUUAUUGUGGAUGACCUGUUAGCGACUGGAGGAACUUUAGAGGCUGCUGUUAAGCUGAUGACAAGGGAAAAAGCAAUCGUGCAGAUGUGUCUGGUUGUGAUAAAGGCAAAGGAAUUUAUUGGCAAACUAACGGAUAUACAAGUGCCUGUAAAUUCCAUCAUAGAAAUGUAAAGACUUUUCAUCCGUUUCUGCUGAAAAUGGUUUUAUUUGGACUUAUCAUGACUUGCUGUUUCCAUGAUAACUCUGGUUGAUUUAUGGAUUAUUAAUCAAAAUGUUUUUUUUUUUUCUUUUUCUUAAAUCACUUUGAAAAUAAUGUUUGUGAAGAUUGUACUCAUUCCGGUCUGUUUCUGAAACGUUUUUUUAAGGUCAUGUCCUUGGACCUUUUGAUUUCCAUAUUUUUCCGGAAGAUUUUUAUACACUUUUAUAGCUAAAUUA
This is a messenger RNA of Octopus sinensis (East Asian common octopus), 953 nucleotides long. RefSeq names its product adenine phosphoribosyltransferase. NCBI's taxonomy places the organism in Eukaryota, Metazoa, Mollusca, Cephalopoda, Octopoda, Octopodidae. The record is from RefSeq and is a predicted model, not a curated record. The transcript has 5 exons. Gene Ontology annotation, cellular component: cytoplasm. Gene Ontology annotation, molecular function: adenine binding; AMP binding; adenine phosphoribosyltransferase activity. Gene Ontology annotation, biological process: AMP salvage; adenine salvage. The coding region runs from base 144 to 689 and encodes 181 amino acids.